Molecule: messenger RNA, 4489 nt
Organism: Coregonus sp. 'balchen'
Lineage: Eukaryota; Metazoa; Chordata; Actinopteri; Salmoniformes; Salmonidae
Source: the annotation of a GenBank genome assembly
CUUCACAGCGGUAAGUCGUAGGUUAAGAACGAGAUGUAAAUAAGCGGAUCUAACGGUCUAGAUAACCGCAGACCUCUUUAUUUACUAGACAACAACAACAGUUAGUCAGAAUGGUUUUGUUUACUUGUCUAACGGUGUUUUUGCUGAGCGCGUUGGUCGAGGGAGCAGAGAAGAAAGAGGGAGAUGACGAGUGGGUUCAUCUGCCUAAUAAAUGUGAAGGUAGGAAGAACAGGAACGAUGCUAUUCAUUCACCCCCCAUUUGGAAACCCAAAAUAGAGAGAGCUGGUAUUUUAUUGUCUAAAACGAGUUGUAUUAUGUCUGAAAUGUAGGCAUACAAAUACCCUGAUAGCCUUUCAGUCUUUUCCCGAGAAGAACAGACACAAUACUAUUAAUUCGUUACAUUUUUUAAAACUAUAAAAAAAAAAAUAUAUAUAAGCUUAUUUAAUUCAUUUUCAUUCAUUCUAUUAGCCAGAACGAGUUGCAUUAUGUCAUUUGUUACCCCUGAUAAACGGAUAGUAGUAGUCUUUGCCCGUUGUAUUGUAGCAGUGUGCGUGCGUGAUGCAGAAGUGAAACCAUACCGUUUACUACUUCCUCCUUUUAGACACCUGAUACUACAGGAAAUAACGAUUUAUACUCAAAGGGCUUUAUUGGCAUGGGAAACAUGUUAACAUUGGCAACGCAAGUGAAAUAGAUCAAACAACAGUGAAAUAAACAAUAGAACAUGUACAGUAAUCAUUACACUCACAAAAGUUCCAAAGGAAUAGAGACAUUUCAAAUAUCAUAUUAUGUCUACAGUGAGGGGAAAAAAGUAUUUGAUCCCCUGCUGAUUUUGUACGUUUGCCCACUGACAAAGAAAUGAUCAGUCUAUAAUUUUAAUGGUAGGUUUAUUUGAACAGUGAGAGACAGAAUAAUAACAAAAAAAACGCAUGUCAAAAAUGUUAUAAAUUGAUUUGCAUUUUAAUGAGGGAAAUAAGUAUUUGACCCCUCUGCAAAACAUGACUUAGUACUUGGUGGCAAAACCCUUGUUGGCAAUCACAUACGUUUCUUGUAUUGUAGUUGGCCACCAGGUUUGCACACAUCUCAGGAGGGAUUUUGUCCCACUCCUCUUUGCAGAUCUUCUCCAAGUCAUUAAGGAUGCGAGGCUGACGUUUGGCAACUCAAACCUUCAGCUCCCUCCACAGAUUUUCUAUGGGAUUAAGGUCUGGAGACUGGCUAGGCCACUCCAGGACCUUAAUGUGCUUCUUCUUGAGCCACUCCUUUGUUGCCUUGGCCGUGUGUUUUGGGUCAUUGUCAUGCUGGAAUACCCAUCCACGACCCAUUUUCAAUGCCCUGGCUGAGGGAAGGAGGUUCUCACCCAAGAUUUGACGGUACAUGGCCCCGUCCAUCGUCCCUUUGAUGCGGUGAAGUUGUCCUGUCCCCUUAGCAGAAAAACACCCCCAAAGCAUAAUGUUUCCACCUCCAUGUUUGACGGUGGGGAUGGUAUUCUUGGGGUCAUAGGCAGCAUUCCUCCUCCUCCAAACACGGCGAGUUGAGUUGAUGCCAAAGAGCUCCAUUUUGGUCUCAUCUAACCACAACACUUUCACCCAGUUCUCCUCUGAAUCAUUCAGAUGUUCAUUGGCAAACUUCAGACGGCCCUGUAUAUGUACUUUCUUGAGCAGGGGGACCUUGCGGGCGUUGCAGGAUUUCAGUCCUUCACAGCGUAGUGUGUUACCAAUUGUUUUCUUGGUGACUAUGGUCCCAGCUGGCUUGAGAUCAUUGACAAGAUCCUCCCGUGUAGUUCUGGGCUGAUUCCUCACCGUUCUCCUGAUCAUUGCAACUCCCGAGGUGAGAUCUUGCAUGGAGCCCCAGGCCGAGGGAGAUUGACAGUUCUUUUGUGUUUUUCCAUUUGCAAAUAAUCGCACCAACUGUUGUCACCUUCUCACCAAGCUGCUUGACGAUGGUCUUGUAGCCCAUUCCAGCCUUGUGUAGGUCUACAAUCUUGUCCCUGACAUCCUUGGAGAGGUCUUUGGUCUUGGCCAUGGUGGAGAGUUUGGAUUCUGAUUGAUUGAUUGCUUCUGUGGACAGGUGUCUUUUAUACAGGUAACAAGCUGAGAUUAGGAGCACUCCCUUUAAGAGUGUGCUGCUAAUCUCAGCUCGUUACCUGUAUAAAAGACACCUGGGAGCCAGAAAUCUUUCUGAUUGAGAGGGGGUCAAAUACUUAUUUCCCUCAUUAAAAUGCAAAUCAAUUUAUAACAUUUUUUACAUGUGUUUUUCUGGAUUUUUGUUGUUGUUAUUCUGUCUCUCACUGUUCAAAUAAACCUACCAUUAAAAUGAUAGACUGAUCAUUUCUUUGUCAGUGGGCAAACGUACAAAAUCAGCAGGGGAUCAAAUACUUUUUCCCUCACUGUAUAUACUGUCUCUGUCCAUCUCUCUGUCUCUCUCUCUCUCCUCUCAGUGUGUAAGUUCGUCAGUAUUGAGAUGAAGUCUGCCUUCGAGGAGACGGGCAACACCAAGGAAUUGAUCAAGAGGAACUACCGUUUCCUUGACGACAACAAGGGAGCUCCGCCAAUCAAAUAUGUCAAGUCGUAAGUGACGUUUAUCACACAUUUACAGCUUGAUGUCAUAGAACGUGAAAUGACUCUGAAUAGAUCUUCUCUUGCUGAAUGCAGUAGUGUGUCCCAUAGGGCUCCUGUCAAAAGCAGUGCACUGUAUUUAUUAUUAUUAUUAUUUUUAUUUUUUUUGUCAUUUAGCAGACGCUCUUAUCCAGAGCGACUUACAUGAGCAAUUAGGGUUAAGUGCCUUGCUUAAGGGCACAUCGACAGAUUUUUUCAACCUAGUCGGCUCGGGGAUUAGAACCAGCGACCUUUCGGUUACUGGCACAACGCUCUUACCCACUAAGCCACCUGGAAAUAGGAUGCAAUUUAUCUUAUAUAGAAUGGAGUUGCCCCUAGACUGCUCCUAGAUCAGUUUGAUGUCUUCCCCACUUAAUGAUAAAGGUCAGGGACUGGUGAGGUUAAACUGGUCCUAGAUCUGGGCCUCACUUCUGCCUACAUCCUAUGUUCACUAGCUUUUGAGCCUUUCACUGUAGAAGUACUUGACUUGAGCGAGCGGUAUCUAUUUCCUCUCUGUGCCGUUUCUGUGGAGAUAACAGGGCUGCCAUGGUAGCAGGGGACAGGAACUUGGUCUGGGUCCCUUCCUGUGGGAGGCGGCCUAGGCUUUAUAAAUAGGAAGGUCUGUCAUUAUGUGACGGGAGGUUGAGUCAUGACUUGUGAACACUAGAAGAAAGGCUAAAUUACUAAAUUAAACAGAGGAUCAUUUUUUUUCAAACAAGCCUGCUUCGAUCUGUCUCCCGUCCUCCAUCUGUCAAUCUUUCUCUGUACCCCCUCCCCUCCCCUCCCCUCCCCUCCCCUCCCCUCUCCCUCCUCCCUCUCUUUCUCCCUCACUCUUUUUCUUGGCCUCCUCCUUUCUCUCAUUUUAUCUCUCUCCCCCCUCCCUCUCUCUCCCCCCUCCUUCUCUCCCCCCCUCCUUCUCUCCCCCGCCUCCUUCUCUCCCCCGCCUCCUUCUCUGCCCCGCCUCCUUCUCUCCCACCUCCCUCUCCCCCCUCCCUCUCUGUCUCUGUCUCUGUCUCUCUCUGUCUCUCUCUAUAGAGAUAUCCGUUUCAUUGAGGUUGUGGAGAAUGUGUGUCAGAGGCUCUCUGGCUACAACCUACACAAGGAGAGGGAGGGCAGCAACCGCUUUGCCAAGGUCAGUACGUGUGUGUGUGUGUGUGUGUGUGUGUGUGUGUGUGUGUGUGUGUGUGUGUGUGUCAGAGGCUCUCUGAGUAAAGACAAGGACACACACAUGUAAUAACACACAUCAAUAGUUGUGUAACUAGACACAGAUCAUCUUUCCCUCUCUUUCUGCCUCCCUCCUCUCUCCCUCCUCUCCUUCUCUCCACCCCCCCUCUCUCCCCCCUCUCUCUCUCCCCCCUCUCUCAACCCCUCCUCUCUCUUCCCCCUCUCUCUCUCCACCCCCUCUCUAUCUACCCUCUCUAUCUCCCCCUCCCCCCUCUCCUCCCUCUCAUCUCUCUCCCCAGGGUAUGUCAGAGACCUUCUCUACCCUCCAUGGUCUGGUCCAUAAGGGGGUAAAGGUCGUCAUGGAUAUCCCCUAUGAACUUUGGAACGAAACCUCCGCAGAGGUCGCUGACCUCAAGAAACAGGUGAGGAUUAAUUGACCAAUUUUAAUUAAUCAAUUUAUUAAAAAUGGUAUUCCCAAACAUAUCAACUGUCUUCUGUUUACUUUUCAAAUGUUGGUGUGUGUGUGUGUGUGUGUCUCACCCUGUGUGUGUGUGUGUGUCUCUCUGUCUCAGUGUGAUGUGAUGGUAGAGAAGUAUGAGGAGGUUAUUGAGGACUGGUACAAAGGCAGUCAGGAGGAAGACCUCACCACGUACCUCUGUGAGAAACACGUUCUGAAGGGACAGGACACCGGUAAUACACACACUCACAGAGACACAUUUAGCACACUUACAUAG